Molecule: messenger RNA, 2583 nt
Organism: Diplodia corticola
Lineage: Eukaryota; Fungi; Ascomycota; Dothideomycetes; Botryosphaeriales; Botryosphaeriaceae
Product: nitrogen assimilation transcription factor nit-4
Exons: 5
Coding region: 1-2583 (860 amino acids)
Biological process (GO): regulation of DNA-templated transcription; DNA-templated transcription
Molecular function (GO): DNA binding; DNA-binding transcription factor activity, RNA polymerase II-specific; zinc ion binding
Source: RefSeq, a predicted model, not a curated record
AUGCCCCAGCCCGCCCAGCAGUCGGCCCUCCAGCCCGCACCAGGAGCGCCUUCCCAGGAUAUGCAACUCUCGCAAGCCAGCCCCAACACCGCCGCCUUUGCGGCACCCGCCGAUUCCCACCACCACCACCACCGCCCCCCCGCCUCCUCCACCAAGCGCCCGCGCCAUCGCGCCUCCAUAGCGUGUGCUUCCUGUCGCGACCGCCGCAUCCGCUGCGUGGUACGCCCUGGCGAGACCGAGUGUUUCAACUGCAGGCGCACCGGCGCCGAAUGCAUCAUCCGGAACGACGACGAACGCCGCAAGCCGAUAUCACGCGCCUAUGUGGCCUCUCUGACGGAGCGAAUUGCCGUGCUGGAGGACCUGCUGAGGAGAAAAGGAGAAGAACCGCCACCCGUCAUCCACCCUCCACGCAUCAGACCCGGGCUGCCUGGAUCCGAGGAACUGCACCCUGAGCGUGGAAACGACUCUCGACAGGAGUCGUCCCAACCGCCUCAUUUGGACAAUGCCUCUUUCAGCGAGUCCGACGACGGCGUGGACCAGUCCGUCCCCUUUCUGUCUGCCGCGCGAACUGCCUCGUCUCCGCGCCUGCUGGACCCGUCGGACGAGAGCCAGAGUCUGGUCAGUCAAUUGCUCGCCCCGAAAGGUCAUCUAGGCAUCGACCAGACCAGUGGCAGCGUGCGCUUCUUUGGCUCACUCAUGAAUUGCCACCUUCCGUCAGACAAGGCCACUGCUUCCAAGUCCUCUGAAGUUGUCGAACAUGCACGGCGAGCCACCAAGACGAUCCGACUGCUCUCGCAGGAGACGCACGAUCACCUCAUGCAUCUUUUUUGGGAACAUUUCAAUGCCGUUUUGCAUGUCAUCCACAAAGAAGCUUUCCUGGCGGACUACGAGCACGGAUCACCGCACUUCUAUUCUCCCUUCCUCCACAUCUGCAUCCUUGCUGUCGGCUUCCGUUAUGCCGACAAGGCUCGACCUGACAUCCAACGAAUCGCGCUUGAGCCGAGAGAGAGUACUUUCCACCGCGAGGCAAAGUUCAUGCUUGAUGUUGAGCUAGAAAGGCCCGGUGGAAUCCCCCAAGUCCAGGCUCUCCUACUCCUCGCGAACUGCGAAUGCAGCGUGGGACGUGAUCACACCGGCUGGCUCUACUCGGGCAUGGGUGUUAGGUUGGCCUUUGAUAUUGGCCUCCACUUAGAAACGCGCUCGUCAGGGCUGUCAGAGCGCGAGGUUGAUGUACGACACAUGGCUUUGUGGGCCUGUGUCAUCUUCGACAAGUACUGGUCUUUGUUUUUGGGGAGACCGACGGCGAUCAAGAGCUCGGACCUGGAGGUUUACACUCUGGCCAAACGGUUCGAACGGCUCGGGACCUGUUUGCCCAAUGGGCCGGAGCUCUCCCUCGAGACCCAGAUCUACGAGGCGCUGAUCGAUCUGAUGGAGAUCGCGGGCAAGGCAGCGGAAAACAGGGAGGCCACCGCGAUGACUGGCAGCAGCUCUGAUCGCACUGACCACAGGUCUGUAGUUGCUUUGGACCGGGAAUUGAGCGGCUGGUAUUCUCGUUUACCCGAAGCUUUGAGAUGGGAGCCAGCGAAUAUACAAACGGCCCCCAGAUCUUUCUUCGUGCUGCACCAGCAGUACCACUCAGUUCACAUUCAAAUCCGCCGGCCUCUAGCGCGCUACGAGGACUCAGUCUCUCCGGAAGCCAAAGAUCUGUCCGGAGAUACCGUCGUUGUGUCGGCUCGCAAAGCUUGCACCGGCCAUGCGAUAGCCGUGGUCAAGAACUUCUGGCAUUAUAGACAGCGGUUCAGCGCCAAGCAGAUUUUCUGCGCUGCAAUGCAAACUGCGGGGGUCGCAUGCACAACGCUGAUCGCAGACCUUGCUUUCGUCAAGGAUGUCAAGGAGCGUAACCAAAUCCUGAAGUGCCUUAAGUGUAUGGCUGUAUCGCUUCAGGACAUGUCGGCGAUCUUUGCGCCAGCGGAACGCAUGUGCCUCGUCCUCCAGCAUGUCUUAGCCGAGAUAUCACAGUCAAGUCCGCAGCGGGAGGCUUCCAUCGUCCCGGCAUCGCGCCAGAACACUGAAGACGACACGAUUCAGAGCGCCCCCAAGCGAAGGCAACGAUCCGAUCAUCGGCCAACGCCGCCGCUGCGACGAUCGGAGGGAUCAGGCUCGAUGCCUCAAUUGAGAUUGAGUGUGGACGAUAUCGCAUCGCUACCAGACAGUCAUCCGGACGCAGAUGUCAAUGAAGCUAACGGACUCUUCCCUUCGCAAGGCGAUCUUAGCGCAUGGCCCUUUUCGAGCCAAGACAGCCAGGUGGACGUGAGUGGCUCGUCCAUGCCGGGCUCGGCACCGGCCAUGUACGGGAACAUGGCGCCGAACGCAUGGGUAACGGCGACCUCGCAAAUGCCGGACGCGCCUCGAAUGAGCUUCUCGCAUUUUCCCGGCUUUGUUGAGAGCGGCACGCAUACUGGACAGAUGGACUUCCUCUCACCGAAUGACGAGACAUGGGCGCAUUGGCGGCUGGAGCAGCCGCAGAGCCAAGUCCGACACAACGAGCUCGAUGCUGUGCCUCCAGACAAACAGUACAGAUGA